Dicrocoelium dendriticum is the source of this 861-nucleotide messenger RNA. Lineage: Eukaryota; Metazoa; Platyhelminthes; Trematoda; Plagiorchiida; Dicrocoeliidae. The record is from the annotation of a GenBank genome assembly.
GCCUCUCUCCGCACCUUACACAGGGAUACUGUCUCGAUAGAUCGCGUCAAGCCUGCGUUCAUCGAUGAACAACAGUUUGUUCCAUCAUCGACCUUAACGCAAUCUACAGGGCCACCUGUAACGACGCCCAGCUUUUCAGCUCCACCACAAUCCCAGUCACCAGAUUCGCCUCAAACUAAUACCAGUCACGGUAGAAGAGUUCGUAAACCUGUUCGUUUCUCCGAUUUUGUCGAAUUCAUCCACACCUCAUGAAUCUUUUUCAUUUUCUCUCGUUGUUUGUAUUAUGCUUUUCCGUAAAUAUCUGAAUCUGUCUCCCCGAGUUUUUCCCCCCAUCUAUCAGGUAAAGUCAUGAGGCUGGCACGUUUGGGUCCGUCCGUUCAAUGGUUGGCUGUUUCUCAAUUGUUUGGUCGUUUGGAUGCUUUGGUCUACCCCCAACGCUUUGUCGUCUCGCCCGCCCACGUUGGCCUUUGGAUCGUGGUCUGCUUGGCUCAAUUUGGCUCGCCUUGGUCGUUUGUCUGGCUCGCCUUCCUGGCUUUGGCUGCUCGUGUGCCUGGCUCGUUGUUUUUGGUCCCCCCACGGCUCGCCAGUACGAACAGGAUUUCAGCUUCGUUGUGGCAGUGGAUUGGAAUGCGGUGGAGGGAGUGACCUCUCCCAAGCGCACCGUCCUUCAGCAGCGGUGAAAGGUCCUACCGGCCCUUUUUCUGGAUUAUCCAGUUUUUUUGUAGUCCGGUGUGCCCGCUGGGACGGCCCACCGAUGAUGCAUUCCAAUCCACAAGAAGAAUAAAUAAUAUAAAUACUAACCUACUCCUAUGGUUCUGCCUUCUUACAUCUGCAAGCCAGCAACGAUCGAAGUCCUCGUCC